Protopterus annectens (West African lungfish) is the source of this 5304-nucleotide messenger RNA. It is a transcript of the gene LOXL2, whose product is annotated as lysyl oxidase like 2. Lineage: Eukaryota; Metazoa; Chordata; Ceratodontiformes; Protopteridae. Gene Ontology annotation, cellular component: membrane. Bases 270 to 2597 code for a protein of 775 amino acids. The transcript has 14 exons. Gene Ontology annotation, biological process: peptidyl-lysine oxidation. The record is from RefSeq and is a predicted model, not a curated record. Gene Ontology annotation, molecular function: protein-lysine 6-oxidase activity; copper ion binding.
GCAAGAGGACAGAGUGAGAGAUAUGAGUCUGAAUAUUACUGCAGGAAGUUUUCAAGGAGUUUGAUUAAGUCAGGGAAAAGGGAACAAACUUCUGGAAAUGUGCGUCAGAAAGUGAGGAAUAAGUAAGACUAAAGCCUGUGCUAGCAAUUGAGGCCGGACGACUUUAUUUGCGGUGCUAACUGGAUACCACUUGCACUCCUUUCUCAUUGCACUAAAUACAAGUGAACCUCAAAGAGAACAUUGCACUGCCUUUUGACUAGCAAACAAGAAUGCAAGCCUUAGAAAUGUUCCAUUUCGUGCACAUCUCACUUGUGGUUUACAGCAGCUUAUACCCGUUGUGCAAUGCUCAGUAUGAAUCCUAUCCGUAUUACCCAGAAUACUAUGGCAUGCAUCAUACAGAAUACGUGGAACCAGUUCAGCAGCCGCGGAGACCCCAGGCAGUGCCAAAAAUUCUGUUACGACUUGAAGGGCUGAAACGAAAGCACAAUGAAGGGCGAGUUGAGGUGUUCUAUGAAGGGGAAUGGGGCACGGUCUGUGAUGAUGAUUUUUCAAUGCAAAAUGCUCAUGUGGUUUGCAGAGAACUGGGUUACGUGGAGGCAGUUUCCUGGGUUCCGUCGGGCAAAUACGGAAAAGGAGAAGGUCGGAUCUGGUUAGAUAAUGUUCAUUGCACAGGAAAUGAAGCAACCCUUGCUGCAUGCACGUCAAAUGGAUGGGGCGUUACAGACUGCAAACACUCGGAAGAUGUGGGAGUGGUUUGUAGUUCAAAGAGAAUCCCUGGAUUCAGAUUAAUGAAUGCAGAGGACAAUCUAAUAGAGAAUCUUAACAUUCAGAUAGAAGACAUGAGAAUUAAGCCGAUGCUGUCUGCUUUCCGAAAAAGGAUUCCAGUAACUGAAGGUUUUGUUGAGGUGAAAGAAGGUGGGAAAUGGAAGCAGUUAUGUAGUGUUGGCUGGACAGCGAAGGACAGCCGUGUUAUCUGUGGAAUGUUUGGCUUCCCCAGUGAAAAGACAUUUAAUGCCAAAGUCUACAAGAUGAUUGCAGGCAGAAGAAAGCUUGCUUAUUGGCCAUAUUCCGUUAACUGCACUGGGAAUGAGGUUCACUUCUCCAGCUGUGCUGUUGGAAAACACAAUUUAAAUGAAAACAAAACAUGUGGAAAUGGUAUGCCUGUUGUGGUGAGCUGUAUACCAGGCCCCGACUUUGCACCAACACCCAUGAUGGGUUUCAGGAAAGCUUACAGACAUGCGCAACCACUGGUGAGGCUACGAGGUGGUGCAAACGUUGGAGAAGGCAGAGUGGAAGUGCUGAAAAAUGGGGAAUGGGGAACCAUUUGUGAUGACCAAUGGACUCUAAUUUCAGCAUCUGUGGUGUGUAGAGAGUUGGGCUUUGGAAGUGCUAAGGAAGCUGUUACAGGUGCACGACUUGGACAGGGGAUAGGACCAGUUCACAUGAAUGAGGUGUCCUGUACGGGUUUUGAAAAAUCCAUCACUGACUGCAGGUUCAACGUGGAGUCCCAAGUAUGUGAGCAUAUCGAAGAUGCAGGUGUGAAGUGCAAUGUCCCAGCGAUGGAUUUCAAAAAGCAGAUUCGUUUGGUUGGAGGCCGUACACCAAUGGAAGGUCGAAUUGAAAUCCUAAUGCAGAGGAAUGGCACUAUGAAGUGGGGUACAAUCUGUGGAGAGACCUGGGGUACAGUAGAAGCUAUGGUGGCCUGCCGACAGCUAGGGAUGGGCUUUGCCAGUCAUGCAUUCCAGGAAACGUGGUACUGGCCAGGAGAUGUCACUGCUGAUGAUGUCAUCAUGAGUGGAGUGAAAUGUUCGGGAACUGAAAUGUCAUUAUUCCACUGCCGUCAUGAUGGCAAUUUCCUUAGCUGUCCCCGAGGAGGAGGACGCUUUGCUGCAGGAGUGUCCUGCAUGGAUGCUGCUCCAGACCUUGUCCUAAACCAUGAGCUGGUAGAGCAAACAUCCUACUUGGAGGAUCGACCAUUGCUCUUGCUACAAUGUGCAAUGGAAGAAAACUGUCUGGCGAGCUCAGUGAGUAACAUGCCUCAGGGUAAUGGGUAUCGGCGACUGUUACGAUUUACCUCCCAAAUCCACAAUAAUGGUCAAGCUGAUUUCCGACCGAAGAACGGCAGACAUGCCUGGGAGUGGCAUGCAUGUCACAGGCAUUACCACAGCAUGGAAGUAUUUACAUACUAUGAUCUGUUGAGCCUUAAUGGAACAAAGGUAGCUGAAGGUCAUAAAGCCAGCUUCUGCCUGGAAGAUUCAGAAUGCGAAGGAGAAAUUCAAAAGCGAUAUGAAUGUGCCAAUUUUGGUGAGCAAGGAAUUUCAAUGGGAUGCUGGGAUGUUUACCGUCAUGACAUUGACUGUCAGUGGGUAGAUAUUACCGAUGUCUCACCUGGAGAUUACAUAUUUCAGGUGGUCAUCAAUCCUAAUAAUGAAGUUGCAGAGUCUGAUUUCACAAAUAACGUAAUGAAGUGCAAGUGUCGAUAUGAUGGUCAUCGCAUCUGGAUGUAUAAUUGCCAUAUAGGUGGCUCAUUCAGCGAUGAAGUGGAAGAAAGGUUCGACCAUUUUUCUGGACUCCUCAACAACCGCUUAACUGCAUGAUAAAAGAAAGAGAAUGCAGUGAAAAAUAUUUUCACAGGCAUGGAAGCUUUUUUGUAAAAAGAUUCAGACCUCCAAAAAUAUAUUUAAAAACUAUACAUAAAAAGAGACAAACAGUGCUGCAAAAGUGACCCAUCGAUACAACCCACUACUUAUUUAUGCAAAUACUUAUAACCUUGGUGCUCUGUGUUCUAUUACACCUUGCUUUCAAAGCCAUUUACUGGUCAUUUUGACAAAAUAAUCAUGAGGAUGGAUUUCACUUUUGUCAAGCAAUAAUUACAGGUUUCACACCUGCUUGUGUUUUAACCUAACCACGUCAACCACCACUGUGCUGUUUGGGGGAAUGUACUGGAUAAAGUAGUCAUCAGUACCUUACUUAGCAGUCAAGACAACUGAUCAUCUGAACUUCUUAUGCACAUUUUCAUCAUCAAGGCAAAGCAUGCAGCACGGCACAGAGAAACUUCUAGAUACACUGAGCAAUAACAGGUGGGACACACGUUUGUGCUGCUAAAGGCUGAUGCAAAGAAUUACAGAAUGUUAACCACUUUACAUUUUGAAAGGCUACAGCUUCUUUGGAUUCAAAGUUUAUGAAUGUGUAGCUAGAUACAAGUUAAAAUAAAUAAUAUGUUUUCUGGGGUCAUCAAACUACAAAUAACAAUAUACUACUGGCUAUCAUACUGAAAACCUGUGCAGGCAAUCAGUUUUAAUUUAGGAAUAUUGAUAUCAGUAGUACAAAGUGGUUCAUUUUUACUACAUCUGCUAAUGCAGGCCUUCUUGAAAGAGAAUUACUGAAUUAAACAUUCUGAAUAUCAUCAUAAAAGAUUAUUUUACUGUAUUACUGACAUUUCUCUGAUGCUCUGAAUGCUGCAAACUCAAAAGUACAAGGGAUUUACAAUUCACUGAAGGAUAGACAGCACCCAUUUCAGGCUAACCACAAUCCUAUCAUUUCACAACAAAACAAAGACUAGGGAAAGCUCCUGGAACUUGGAUUACGUUCCAUACGUAUCUCAAACAAUCUAAGGGCAGCUGCUACAAACUGAGAUGUAUAAUGCUAUUUAUAAGGUGCAUGUUUAGUGCAGUGUUUUACAGACACAACUGUAGUCCCAUCAAAGGUGAACUGUGUUCCAGAUACAGAGGUCAUAACCACUAAAAGUAAUGGGUUUUCUUUAGGUGGACAAACAGUCCCUGCUUUGACAUUUCUCUUUCAAACAUUUAACAAGGAUCUGAAAAUAAAAAAAAAAAAAGUUUAUAUAUGCAUUCUGCUAUACUUUUACAGUGGCCCAAGAAGUACAAAGUUCCAGUCUCCUACUCAAGAGUCUGUCUUGAGAUUGUCACUGCUGUGCAAGAUGUAAAUCAGAGUUGGUGCAAUAAGUACAAUAUUACACACUACUUUACACACUACAAAAUCAUGGAGCUGACAAGGAAAAUCAGAAAACCUACUUUGCAACAAAGGCAGAACAAUUACGUUUCUGCAGUUAACACUACACAGCAAAAUAAUGAUUCACCCUACUUUCAGAUCAGUGCUACAAAUUUCUGCAUGGACUUGACAAAUGUAUACUCUGGUCUAGCAGCAGAUGGGUAACCAAUUUGAAAGUCAUCCUGAGACUAGUAAUGUUCAUCAGCUUAAAAUAAUCAAGCAGUAUCUAUCUCUAUAAAUUAAAAUUUGCAGUAAAACUAUAUUACUAAUUCCAAUAUGGUCAGAAACACAGUGCUGGAAUAAGUCAGAAUUGUUUAAAACCUAUGCCUACUGACAUACUAAAGAAAGGUGAAUCACUACAACAGGGAACACUUGGGACUCUAAAAUGAAUCAGUUGUUCAGUGAAAAUUUCCAGCUGCUUGCUUUUGGUUUGCUACCUCUAAACUAUGAUGGACAUGAAUAAGCUAGCCAGUGUCACCUUCUGGUCAUCAAAUCUUAUUACCUUAAUGUUAGAGCAUUUAUUUCCCAUCAAUGACGGCAUUUUCUGAAUGUGCCCAAAAGUUGAGAGAACAGACUUGUAGAUAAAGCUUUCAUUUUAGUCGGGCAGAACUUUCUUCUCCACCAGCAUCUCUCUACAUGACAUACUAGAGAAUACCACAGAUAUUUUCUUGUGAAAUGCACUUCAACUAAAACAGUUACUUAAAACCUGCCUGCUAGAAAACAUUUUAAUAACCCUUUCCAAAAUACCUACAUGAUCAACAAUGCUCCCACUUGACCCUGAACUAAACGAUCACCCAAAUAUAAGUAAAGAUGGAUUCUGUCACAAGCAUCUGUUUGGUUUAGAAAAUCCUCCACCUUCUCUAGAGUGCAACGUAUAAAAAAGACAGUAGAGGAACAGCUCUUACUGAAGUAUAUAGGAAAUGUUUUUCAUAGAGAUUUUAUCAACACCUGAAAAACUCUGAAGCAAUGUGCCAUUUCAUAAUUUAAAGACUCUGCAAGUUAUAGGUGUGAAGUUCAGUACAUCAGAGAAGCCUACGACACACUUAAAAUGGAUGGUAGUUUAUGUUCCCUUGCUUAAACAUCCAUUAACAGCCAAUUUUACCCCUGCUAAAAGAUAAGGGAGGUAGGAGAUGGGGACAGUCUUAUGCUCCCUUAAACAUCCACUGACAGCCAAUCCUACCCCUGCUAAAAGAUCAGGGAGGUAAGAGUUGGGGUGGGGAUUGUCAUCACUCAACAGCAAAGACUGAUAUUAUUCCUCCUCCAUUUAGUAGACAAAAUUACUCUUACACGGGA